Molecule: messenger RNA, 2589 nt
Organism: Hypoxylon trugodes
Lineage: Eukaryota; Fungi; Ascomycota; Sordariomycetes; Xylariales; Hypoxylaceae
Exons: 1
Coding region: 1-2589 (862 amino acids)
Molecular function (GO): triacylglycerol lipase activity
Source: RefSeq, a predicted model, not a curated record
AUGGCGACUACACCUCCACACCAGCCCCGGGACUCAUCUCUGCUAGGUGUACGGGACCCACCUAGCCUAGUAGUUUCUGAUGGAGAGGCGUCACCGACGUCUGAUGGUGCAGCAGAUGAAGAGCCGCUGUAUAUUGAUCAGGAUGACGCCCAAUCUAUUAUCCAGCCGGCCUUGAGCCCCGCGGCCACGAGGCUCACGUUGCCGAAGACUCCUGCAGCCGAGAAGGCCGCAGCCUUGGAACGUCUACCCGGCGGUGGUCUAUUCAGCGUUAUUGAAGGAAGUGUAACUCCUGAAGCCGAGCCUUCGCCGUUACUAGGACCCUCUAAACCAACGGUGAAUCAGCCGGCCACAGUCACGACCAAAGCUCCAACACGCCAAAACAGGGGCCUUUCUCUAGGCCAACUCCCAUCGAGUUCUUCACCAAUGUAUAGAUUUCCCUCACCAUGGCAAUCUGGUCCGAAGCAGAUGGUGGUGCAAAACGAGGCUGGUCCAAAACCUGCCUUAUCAAAUGUGUUUGGUCAAAAUAGACACCGUCGAUCUUCAUCCGGAGGAGCUGAUGCUUUGAAGAGGAUACGAGAAGCUUUACCUUCUAUGCCCUCUAUGCCUUCUAUCUCGUUUCAGUCGUUCUUCUCGGGACCUUCCUCGUCCAAAAGCAUAGGGCCUGAUCCGAAAAGAGCUUUUCUUUCUCCCGACAGCGCAGCUGGGAAUAAUCAUUAUGCGGCUUCCCUCACCGAAGCAUCGACUCUGACCCCCAGAAGUACAGCGCCACCGUCCAAUAGGCAAUCGCUGAUGGCUUUAUCUCUUCGUAGUGCUGAGGGCCCUGCUUUGUCUCGACCACCAAAUCGACCGCGAGCAAUGCGGAGGUCAACCUCCGAUGAAUCUAUGCUUUAUCAUUCACUAUCUAGGGUAUCAUCUUUCGGUGAUGACGAAAGAUGGGGCGACGUUCGGGAGCAAAAGAACAGCAGACUUAAGGCUAUCACAGAUAGCUGGGAUAGACCGACAUUCAAAUUACCCCAGCUACCUCAACUACCAAACAUCAUACCGGCUCCUCUCAAGAAGAACUCAUUACUAGGAUUUGACCAGUCCGAGUCUUCUCUGCCUGGUGCAAUGCGUAGUUCGACUUUCCUUGAAACCAGCCCAUCGAUUUUCCGAGAUGACAAUGCAUCAGACUUGGAUCGCGCUCUGGAACUACUUACAGGUGAUAUCGUGAUUAUGGGCGGAUACCGAGGUUCUGUGCUAAGGUCUACAAGAACUAACCGCCAAGUUUGGGUACCAGUGAAGCUUGGGUUAAACAUCCGAAAAGUAAAUCUAGAAGUCGGCUUAGAUCCUGAAGACGAAGAAAGGAUGGAAGAGAGCAUCUAUGCAUCCGGUAUGCUCAAGAAUAUUGGACCGGUUGAUAUAUCGAAGCGACUAUUUAAAAGGCUAAGAGAAUGCGAAAAUGCUAAGGCGGGAAAACUUAGAGUAUGGGAUUACGGCUACGACUGGAGAUUAAGUCCUCACUUGCUCUCACGGAAAUUGACCGCCUUCCUCGAACAACUACCGUCGAAUCAGGGAGUGGGCUCACCUGAAGACAAAGGAGCGCUUGUCGUUGCGCAUAGUCUAGGAGGUCUUAUUACACGUCAUGCCGUAAAUCAGCGUCCUGAGCUAUUCUCGGGCGUGAUUUACGCUGGUACACCACAGCGAUGUAUAAAUAUACUGGGACCGAUCCGAAAUGGAGACGCUGUACUCUUCAAUGAGAAGGUUCUUACGGCACAAGUCAAUUUCUCGUUAAGGACAACCUUCGUAUUCCUACCAGAAGAUGGUUUCUGUUUCAUAAAUAAAAACACCGGGGAGCAAUAUCCGGUCGAUUUCUUCGACCCACAGCAAUGGGUGAAAUAUGCCUGGAGUCCAUUAAUUGAGCCAGCGUUACCCGCCUACAGAUCUCGUUCAAGCACAUUUAGUUCAUUACGGGAACUAUCCGAGAGACUACCCACACCUUUAAGGAGCCGGGGGAAUAGUGCGGCGAGCGAAUCCCGGUCACCAACAUGUAAUCUCAUUGCUGAUGCGGCGCGAAAGGCGGAGGUCUCUAACGACAGGACAUUAGCUCCACAGAUGGGGACUCUACAGGGGGACUCAGGCGCAAGCGCUCAGCGCCAACAUCUAGAUCAGGACGCGGUAACACGCAGUCGUAAUUUCACAUACCUAAAGCGGACUUUAGCUGAGGUCAAGCAGUUCCGACUGGAGACAAAGCAUCGGCCAGAGCAUACAGAGUCGAAUGCCUAUCCGCCGCUGGCAGUGAUUUACGGCAAGGAGGUGCCGACAGUGUGGGCAGCACACGUCCAAUCACGGGAGGCGAUCGCGUGCGCAGACGCGUACGAUGAGCUCCUAUUCCGCAGUGGCGAUGGUGUCGUACUAGCCCGCGAGGCCAUGUUACCCGAAGGAUAUGAGCUUGUGCGGGACGGUCGCAUCAGCACUGACCGCGGUCACAUCACGAUCCUAGGCGAUCUGGAGGCUGUCGGAAGGGCACUGGUGGCGGUAGUAAGGGGACGGAAGAAGGGAAUCGGGCUUGGGAUAAAGGGGGAAGAUUUCACAUCCCAGACAAGUGAAUAG